AUGAAAUCUGUUCCAUACGUAUGUUAUGGUAAUUGUUUAUACGUUGAGUCAAAAAUAGCUAAUGUCACAGGUAUUUCAGGAGUUAAUAGUAAAGGUUCAGUAGAAUAUAAAUCCUUCUGUUAUGCAGUCAAUUCAAUGUUCAUUCCAAACGUUCCUGUCAUAGUAACUCAUUUAGGUAAAUGGGUUCGCAUUAGUCCUCAUAAUUUGAAAGACAUGCAAUUCAGACUUGUUGACUUUCAAGGAGAGCCUGUAGAACUGAAGGCACCAGUGCGAAUGACUGUUGAAGUUGACUUUUUAGAAAAUAUUAAAUGCAACAGCUUACAAGAGAACUCAGAGCUAAAAAUAUAA
Molecule: messenger RNA, 348 nt
Organism: Trichomonas vaginalis G3
Lineage: Eukaryota; Parabasalia; Trichomonadida; Trichomonadidae
Exons: 1
Coding region: 1-348 (115 amino acids)
Source: RefSeq, a predicted model, not a curated record